This is a messenger RNA of Physella acuta, 828 nucleotides long. RefSeq lists its product as uncharacterized. The record is from RefSeq and is a predicted model, not a curated record. NCBI's taxonomy places the organism in Eukaryota, Metazoa, Mollusca, Gastropoda, Physidae. Gene Ontology annotation, molecular function: monoatomic cation channel activity. Gene Ontology annotation, cellular component: plasma membrane. Gene Ontology annotation, biological process: metal ion transport; monoatomic cation transmembrane transport.
UCGCACAACUGUACACAAGAAACGAUACAAGCGAAAAUUUCAUCGUCUAUCGAAAACAUGUGUCUACUUGAUACCUCGUCAGAAGACAAUCAUACGUUAGAAGCUCAAACUAUAAAGAAUAAAUCUUUUUUCACAGACAUAGCCAACAAGUUAUUUAAAAAGUCUGUUCGGGCCAGAAAAAUUAAAUUGGCUAAGGUACUAUGGCGGAGAGUUUCUCACCCAACAGGGGCUGCAUUGUAUGCCUGUGGGAUACUGAAAGUACUAAGAGAACAUGAGACUAAUGAAGACAAAGUGCAGCAGUUAAAAGAAUACUAUAAGGAUUUUGAAAAGUACGCUGUGGACACGCUAAUGCGAACCUACAAGAAAUACCCCGAAGAAACUAUCCGACUUCUGAUCUUCAGCAUGCCAGAAUGGGGCAACACAACAUGCAUCUACCUGGCCAUCAACAACUACAACUUAAACUUCUUGUCACAAACGCCGUGUACGGAACUCAACGAUCGCUUGUGGAACUGGGGUACUCACGUCAAGAACGAAUGCAUGUGGCACGUGAAGGAGGAAUCAGAAGAAAACGAAAGUACACAAGUUCACAACAAAGAGGCCCAGGGCGGAAGUUUUCAUAGAUCUGCUAAAGGAAAUAUUGGAGAACAUUCAGGAAAACUAGAGCAUUGCAGGGUAUGCGACACUUGCAAAGAUCAUAAAAUGUUGGCCAAGCUUUCGUUUUGGGCCUUUAUCUAUAUGUCAUGCUGCUGCUCGAUCAGAAAGUAUGAUCUGAUUUUAAGAAAAUUUUUGGCGCCAUCAGUCCUGGUUCUGCUGCAAUUGGUAAGAUAA